GUGUGUAGCAACCAGUCGACGACUGAUCCAUCGAGAAGCUUCAUUGGAGAUCUAGAUAAUGACGGGAAAUGAGUUAGAAUUUCGAGAUUUUACCUUUUAAUGCCCAAUAACUCCUCCAGAAUGUAGCAUCAUAACUAUUGUUCUACUGUUUGCGUUCAUGGCGGCCCUGAGACCUAUGGCAGGCCAGAUUUGCGCGUCUUGUCAGGCACCGAUUUCACAAGGUCUGCGAAGUCAGCGGGCAACGUGCCCGACGUGCGCCCGGAGUUUCCCGGCGGCAGCUCGCCGUUCACCCGGUGCUGUACCGCUUGGCCCUAGCGGAGUCAGUGGUGACAUCGGGGUGUUUGACUCACAGCAGGGAACGACAGAGGGGGAAAAUGACAGAUUACCGUCGUUACGGACGCCUUCUGCUGACAAAAAUGACAAAGCCAACAAGGGUGGAAGAUUCUCUGGCAUCACCAGCUUCUUCAGCGCGCUGGGCGGGGGGAAGACUAAAGGAGACAAGAGCAAUGAACAGGAGAUGAACACCAAGGGGAGACCGUCAUCAGAGCAGGGCUUGCCUCCCAUCAAUGCUGGCCAAGCCAUGGUGUCACAGAGUGCUCCUAGCUUAGGAGGCAAGGGGGUUCGUAGGGGGAAGGAGGCAAUGCUGCAAGACUAUACACCUCUGACACUCAAGCAAUUCAAGGAGUGUUUGGCCAAGGCCAAAGAAUCUGAGAACUUCAAGAAAGUGCAGAGUUUCUAUGAGUUAGCGUUUAGCUCCUUCCCUCAUAUCAAUGGCACAUUCAUGGAAGCGGGUAAAGAUCCCAGGAGCACAGAAGACCCUGGUUUGUCCCAGGCAUACGUCGAGACAGUUUUCGCCAAUCUCCUGGAGGUACCUGAGGAGAUACAGAAAACCACGCUGAAAGCAAUCAUCAACAGCCUUCUCAAAGACAUGAAGAAGCCAAGAGACAAGAAUGAUUUGCGAGCCUAUCUUGUCCUUAUGCAGAAUCCUCAGUUUGGCCAGACCUCCACCUACGUCAUCUUCGCUCAUCUACUACGGCAGGUUGCUGGGCUCUGUGAUCAGGAUCAUCAUUAUCUGGUUCACUGGUUCAAAAGACUUCCAAAAGACAGCUUUAGGGACAUGGUCAAUCGUCUCAUUCAGUUCAUCUCCAUCCGGUUGUUUCCUCCCGAGCCUGCCGACCUGCCACCCAUCGGCAAAUGCUCCUGGUGGAUUCCUUCCGUCACCAAGGUCCUGGCCCUGCUCAAUGCGGCCAACUCGCUGACAGUCCCCAACAAGAUUGUCUACACCUGUUUCUACAACAACACCUUGGACCAUGUGGAUCUGAUGAAGGAAUACUAUGCUUGGCAGAACCCUAACAACUACCAAACAUUCACCUUUUGUCAGUACCCAUUCAUACUGAGUCUCCAGGCCAAGCGGACCAUCAUGCAGAAGGAUUCAGAACAGCAGAUGAUCAUGACUGCAAGGAGGAGUCUGGUAGCCAAGGUCCAGCAGAGGCAGAUGCCCAACAUGAACAUGUUGUUUCUGAACCUCAAGGUGCGCAGGUCGCAUCUGGUCUCGGACUCUCUACACGAGGUUGCAAGGAAGAAAGCUGACUUGAAGAAGAAACUUCGAGUGCAGUUCCACAACGAGCCUGGGCUUGACAUGGGUGGGCUGACCAAGGAGUGGUUUCUUCUGCUUCUCAGAAAGAUAUUCAAGGAGGAGUAUGGCAUGUUUACAUACAACGACAAGUCUAGGUGCUUCUGGUUCAACCCAGCUUGUGUGGACUGCAACCAGGAAUUCAACUUAGUCGGAGUUCUCAUGGGUCUAGCCGUUUACAACAGCAUCAUUCUAGACCUUCACUUCCCAGCCUGUACAUAUCGUAAACUCCUUAGUCCUGCCGUGGUGCCUUACAAUAACCCUGGGGCUGAGGUGGGCAGAACAGCGGUGACCCAGGAUGACCUGGCUCAGGUCAAUCCGGAACUUGCGCAUGGUUUAAAGGAACUCCUCGCCUACGAUGGCAACGUUGAGGAUGACCUGUGCAUGAGUUUCCAGAUAUCCCUGCCGGUUUAUGGGACUGUACAGACGAUUGAUCUGAAGCCAGAUGGGGCAAACAUUCCAGUCACCAAUGAAAACAGAAAAGAAUAUGUUGAGUUGUAUCUGAAGUAUCUCCUGAACGAGUCCAUCUAUGGGCAGUUUGCUGCCUUCUAUCACGGCUUCCACAGCGUCUGCGCCUCCAACGCACUGAUCAUGCUCAGACCGGAAGAAGUGGAGAUGCUGGUGUGUGGGAGUCCGAACCUAGACCUGGACGCAUUGGAGAAAGUCACGACGUACGAUGGGUUCACUAAAGAUGACCAGACUAUCAGGUACUUUUGGGAAGUUCUGAAGGCAUUCCCAGUCCCACUGCAGAAGAAGCUGAUGCUGUUUGCGACAGGGAGCGAUCGUAUCCCAAUCGGGGGUAUGGGAGAGAUGACAUUCAAGAUUGUCAAAGUUAACGCCUCCACCAGCAUGCUGCCCAUGUCGCACACAUGCUUCAACCAGCUCAUUCUGCCGCCCUACAAGAGCAGACGACAGCUGAAGCACAAGGUCACCAUCGCCAUCUCAAACGCCGAGGGCUUCGGUCUGGAGUAGACACUUGAAAACUGGUAACUCCCAUGAGGACAGUUUCUGUUACCUGCAACUAAUGUCUUGAGGGUUUGAGCCGAAGUUCUGAAGCCGUGAAGCAGAAAUGUUGCCUAGCAAACUAUGGUGUGCACUAAGCAAAAAUUAGCUGGGAACCAGUGAAUUGCAAUAUGCAUGUGUGCAACAUUAUGGCUGGUAACCUGGAAACUAUUCCAAUGCUUAACACUAUGGUAGUGUCUGAAUUACAGUCGAGGCUCGUUAACACAAACUCUUUUGGACCUAGCCAUAUUGUUUGUUAUUUCAGGAUUUUGUAUUAAGAAGAACAUCAGUCCCAUUCAUUGUGCACAUUAAUGCACAGUCGGGACUAAGGCUUUAUGUUUAUUAUAACCAGAAUUUUGUAUUAACAGAGUUUGUACUAAAGAGAGUCG
Molecule: messenger RNA, 3024 nt
Organism: Patiria miniata (bat star)
Lineage: Eukaryota; Metazoa; Echinodermata; Asteroidea; Valvatida; Asterinidae
Gene: hectd2
Product: probable E3 ubiquitin-protein ligase HECTD2
Exons: 18
Coding region: 158-2605 (815 amino acids)
Biological process (GO): protein polyubiquitination
Molecular function (GO): ubiquitin protein ligase activity
Source: RefSeq, a predicted model, not a curated record